This is a messenger RNA of Perognathus longimembris pacificus (Pacific pocket mouse), 476 nucleotides long. It is a transcript of the gene Cxcl13, whose product is annotated as C-X-C motif chemokine ligand 13. Gene Ontology annotation, cellular component: extracellular region. Gene Ontology annotation, molecular function: CXCR chemokine receptor binding; chemokine activity. The record is from RefSeq and is a predicted model, not a curated record. Gene Ontology annotation, biological process: neutrophil chemotaxis; antimicrobial humoral immune response mediated by antimicrobial peptide; inflammatory response. Lineage: Eukaryota; Metazoa; Chordata; Mammalia; Rodentia; Heteromyidae. The transcript has 4 exons. Bases 34 to 366 code for a protein of 110 amino acids.
CUCAGCUAAGUCUGAACUCCACCUCCAGGCGGAAUGAAGCUCUACACGGCAGCUCUGCUGUUCCUGCUGCUGGUGGGCAGCCUCUCUCCAGUGCACGGUAUUCUGGAAGCCUUAAACACAAACUUGAAGUGUAGAUGCUCUAGAGACACCUCAAAAUUAAUCCCCCUUUCCCAGAUUGAGAAAAUUGAAGUUAUCCCUCCUGGGAAUGGUUGUCCAAACAAAGAAGUCAUAAUCUUGACAAAGGGGAAGAAAGCUAUAUGCUUGAGACCCCAAAGUAAAAGGGUGAAGGCAAUACUUAACUAUUUACACAGAAAACAUAUACAUUCAACUCCAUCAGCUCCAGUGAGUAAGAGAAAGCCUGCCUGAUGCCAAUAUUUUAAGAAUGCCUGCAUUUACCCUUUAUCCCUCAUCUGCAUUUUACUUUUAUUCUUGGUUGAAUCUUUUCUAAGGAAAACAAUUUCCCUGUACAAACAUGA